AUGUUGAGCCUGGGCGCGUUGUCACACAACUGUGAAGAGCAAAAGCAACCGGUGAUGAAGCAGCGAAAGCGCGUCUGGAACCGGCUGGAAAACCUGAUCUCUUCGCUUCCAUAUCGAAUUUUUCAGGGCUCUCAGCAUCUUGACCUCAAGCAGGCCAGUGAAGGUGACGAUCGCUGGGUGGCGCUCUUCAGGAUGUUGCCUGCGCCCAGUCUUGAUGAGAUCUCAUGCCAUGGUGCUCCGAAGCUAGAUGAACUUCAAAGAGGUGUUGCAGAUUUGGAGAGGCGACUGGCGAGGCAAAGAAAGCGUGAGCAAAUUCUGCAGGUGCUGGACCUAGCAGAAACGGCUGCGAUGACCAAUCAAACACGCACUCACUAUCAGUAUGUUCGAAUGAUUGCCCCCAAAAGCCUUGCUGGAAAGAUGAAUCUACGGGAUCCUGAAGGUAAUCUACUUGAUCCGGAGCAGGAAUGCCAGCAGCUGCGUGACUAUGCCAAAGGUCUCUUUACAGGACCUAUCUGUGAGCCUCCUGAUCUUGAGCCUCUUCCAAUGGAAUGGUUUACGUCGGACAACUGGAUGUGGGCCCUGAGCAAACUCGGCAACCACAAAGCUGUUCCUCAAGAGGCGGCAUCAAUUGCAGCAUGGAGGCAAUGUGGUGCUCAGGUGGUUCAGAUUGCCUGGCUUCCCAAGCCCAAUAAGAGCCCAACCGCUCCUGCCAACCUCCGCACGAUUGGCCUUAUGGCGUGGCAUCAACCGCUGACCCUUUGCUUCGAGCCAGUUCAGGCGGCACAGCUCACGCUGUCUUCAACCAGCUCAAGGCACUUGCGGAAAGUUCUUCGCAUCUACGAGAGGGGCGUCUCCAAUCAAUCCGUUCUCCAACAGGAGGGCAUUGAUCUCUGGGAUGAUCUUGGUCGGCGUUUUAAAGCACAACAGACCGCCAUACAACUGGACUCAGGCCGCUCCACACAACUGCGGCUACGUGAAGGCAAUCGGGCCGAGCACCUACUUCAGCAAUUUCGCAGAGUGGUGGAAGUGGGUCAGUCGCGAAUUGGUUCAUCGCUCCAAAAGAACAUACCGGAUGCUGUAUCGCACCCGUGCCCUGCAUGUGGAGUGUACUUUGGCACCAAGUCUGGCUUGGAGCAGCACAUCCACAAGAAGCAUCUCGAGCUAGAAAAGCAGGCUCAGAUUGUGUUUGAUCGUGCUCAGCACUGCCUCUAUGGAACCCCAACAUGUCGAUUCUGUCGGCAGAGGCUCACAGACUGGCAGUCUAUGCGAAAGCAUCUCACUCAAGGCAUGUGCCCUGCUCUGAAGACUGCUUUUGCUAGUGGGCAAACUCUAGAGCAGAUCCUGGUCGAGGUCAUUGCAGAGGAAGCGAAAGACCCUCCUCCUCCACCUGCAGCUGAGUGGAAACAGGAGACACCUCUCAUCCAGAGCCAGCACGAAGUACUUACUGUUCCGAAUUAUCAACUUGCGGCCCACGCAAAGUUCAUUAAGUCCUGCACUGGCCAAUGUGUUCUAUGCCGGCAACGCGUUGCUGGACCGGGACACAUCAAAACGCACUGGCGCACAGGACAUCCCGCGGCAUGGAAGCGAACAUCGGCAGCUGCAGAGGACUACGCAUUUCAGCAGCCAGCCGCUUCAAAGCAGGACAAGUCCAACCCUCAGUGUCUAGCACGCAGCCCUCCAACGCAGCACCUGCUCUACCUGAUGGUCCUUGGCAAUGUCGUGUCAGGCAUUGUGAACCACUCCCUGAAAGACGCUAUCAACUUGGCCAAGAAGGCGGCCGACAAAGGCGACCUGGAGCUCCAGAUGUUCCAGAACUACUUUCCUGCGGGCAUUGAUCAGGCCUCUACGGCGGUGAGUGAAGGUCAGCAGCGUGGAAAAGGGCCGGCCAAGGAAAAGGAGAAGCAGUCCCAGAUCAGGGGGCUCAAAGAGGAAAAAAUCCGGCAGCUAAAGGAGAGCAUGUUCCAGCUGCAGCGCCUCACCUUGAGGCAUGAGGAUUACCUGGGAGGCUUUCGUCCGGAACCUCGUACGCUAUCUUCAUGCGAAUGGGAGUUAAUGCCUCCGUGGUACCGGCCAUCUUUCGAGCCCAGCAAGCAUGGCGUGAGCUGA
This is a messenger RNA of Symbiodinium necroappetens, 2106 nucleotides long. The record is from the annotation of a GenBank genome assembly. Lineage: Eukaryota; Dinophyceae; Suessiales; Symbiodiniaceae.